Molecule: messenger RNA, 745 nt
Organism: Asparagus officinalis (garden asparagus)
Lineage: Eukaryota; Viridiplantae; Streptophyta; Magnoliopsida; Asparagales; Asparagaceae
Exons: 3
Coding region: 177-512 (111 amino acids)
Source: RefSeq, a predicted model, not a curated record
AUAUAGCUAAGCAGGGGGGAUCAACGACUUCCGCGCGAUCGUCAGUUAUUUUCUUAAAAUUAAAAAAAUUAGGGGGAAAUACGAGAGGAAACGGACGGAGGACAAGAGACAAGGUUGAGGCGUUGAGAGAUGAAUCCGAAUUCUUCAAAUCUACUCGAAAUCCUGCGGAGAUUCCAAUGGGGUUUGUUGAUUACCCUCUGCAUGAUGUAGAUGGGGGUCCCCCUUUGCCCCAACAUCAAGGGCAAGGUUUCAGCGUCUUGGGAAGAAUGAGUUGCAGUCGAGAAAAUUUUGACGAAAUCAGCCCUCAAGGUGCUCUAAAAAGGCUUGAAAGCUUUAUGAAGCAAGCGGGUAACGGUUCUUGUGCUGAUUGUGGGGCCUCAUAUCCUAAAUGGGUGUAUGCAUCUCAAAACAGACUCUUAUUUCAGCAGCACACUUGCUUUGCCUGUGCAGUCGUUGUUACUACUACUACUACUACUACUACUACUACUACUACCGCCCUUUGCCUGCUUUGAAUUUUCUUUUUAGUUAAGGGAGUUUUGGAGAGAGGAGGCAUGGAUUAUUGGCUUUCUUGGAGUUAAUUUGAAGCAUACAUGCAAAUGUCGAUGAUGUUAUUUCUUUACAUGAAUAAUGCUGAACCCAUGUUCCGUAAUACUGAAAAAAUAUGCAUCUUAUUAUCCGAUGCUCUUAUGCAUAGGUCUGUUCCGUUUUGAAGACAUUGACCAGUAAAACCAAUUUUAUCUUGGAA